AUGGUCAAUUCAAUACCUUCCCAAUCAACGCCCAGCCACUUGGUUCGGGAUGAGACUCGCGAAAGCCUUUGCAGGGCAGGGAUAACAGAGAACGCCCCUGCUCCUGACUACAGCUACCCAGAAACGAGACGAAAGGAGCACCCGGUAUUUCCGGAAGAAUAUACUGUCGAAACAAAAACUGGCCUCGUUCCCCAAAAGACAUUGGAACAGGUCCGAUCCGGUUCAUCAUCAUCAACACAGGCGCCGGAGGACAAUGGGAACACCGAUUUGGAAAAAGGACCUAAAGAUACACCUGAGUUCAUCACCUUCACAAUAAAUGAUCCUGAACAUCCUUACAACUGGUCUCGCGCUUAUCGAUGGUACAUCACCCUGGUCGCAUCGGCACUCGUGGUGUGUGUUGCAUAUGGCUCGUCUAUUGUCACGGGUGGCUUAGGCUUGAUCCAAGAGAAAUACAACGUCUCCCUUGAAAUCGCUAUUUUGACAUGCUCGAUCAUGGUGUGUGGCUUCGCAGUUGGUCCAUUGCUAUGGUCUCCAUUGUCAGAGAUCAUCGGACGAAGACCAGUGUACAUCAUCUCAAUCGGUCUUUACACGAUUUUCAAUAUUCCAUGUGCAUUGUCACCCAAUAUCGGUGGACUCCUAGUCUGUCGUUUCCUGUGUGGUGUCUUUUCCAGUUCCGGUCUUUCUCUCGCCGGUGGGACUAUCGCCGAUAUAUGGAAUAUUGAGGAACGGGGUAUGGCCAUUGCAUAUUUCGCAGCUGCUCCCUACUGUGGUCCUGUCAUCGGACCGAUCGUCACAGGAUGGAUCAACGUUGGUACCCAUCGACUUGACUUAUUCUUCUGGACAAACAUGGCCUUUGCUGGCGUGAUCUUGAUUCUAGUCGGAUCUAUCCCAGAAACAUACGCGCCCGUUAUUCUCAAAAAGCGUGCUGCUAGAAUGCGCAAAGAAACUGGCAACCCAAACAUUAUCACUGAACAAGAACAAAAGAAGCUUUCGCUUGGUGAUAUUGCCCGCACAAAUUUGAUUCGUCCUAUUACGAUGAUCAUGACGGAGCCUGUUUUGGAUUUGAUGUGCAUGUAUAUCAUCCUCAUCUACUCGAUGCUAUAUGCCUACUUCUUUGCAUACCCGGUUAUCUUCGGAAAGCUCUAUGGUUAUAACGACGGACAGAUUGGUCUGAUGUUCAUCCCCAUUCUGAUCGGUGCUGGCAUCUCUCUACUGGUCACCCCUGCCAUCGAGAAGCAAUUCAAGAGAGUCUGCGAAUCUCGAGCUCCUACCCCCGAAGACAGGCUCAUUGGGUCACUUAUCGGAGCGCCCUUCAUCCCGAUCGCAUUCUUCUUGCUGGGAGCCACCUCCUACCAACAUAUAAUCUGGGUUGGCCCGGCUUCAUCCGGCAUUGCCUUCGGAUUUGGCAUGGUUCUGUGCUACUAUGCCGUGAACAACUACCUCAUCGAUGCGUAUCAGAAAUAUCCGGCCUCGGCUUUAGCAGCCAAGGUGUUCCUCAGAUCUGGCGGCGGUGCUGCUUUCCCUUUGUUCAUCACGCAAAUGUAUGACCGCCUCGGACUGCAAUGGGCGUCGUGGCUACUGGCGUUUAUUGGCCUGGCAAUGGUUUUCAUUCCUUUUAUGUUCUACUUCUUUGGCAUUAAGCUUCGCGCAAAACUUGGACGCGAUUAA
Molecule: messenger RNA, 1668 nt
Organism: Penicillium manginii
Lineage: Eukaryota; Fungi; Ascomycota; Eurotiomycetes; Eurotiales; Aspergillaceae
Product: MFS transporter
Exons: 1
Coding region: 1-1668 (555 amino acids)
Biological process (GO): spermine transport; transmembrane transport
Cellular component (GO): fungal-type vacuole membrane
Molecular function (GO): spermine transmembrane transporter activity
Source: RefSeq, a predicted model, not a curated record